This is a messenger RNA of Rhopilema esculentum, 2417 nucleotides long. RefSeq names its product ras-related protein Rab-1B. Gene Ontology annotation, molecular function: GTPase activity; GTP binding. NCBI's taxonomy places the organism in Eukaryota, Metazoa, Cnidaria, Scyphozoa, Rhizostomeae, Rhizostomatidae. The record is from RefSeq and is a predicted model, not a curated record.
CAAUUACCAAAGCGAGACGAUAUGUCGUGGGAAGAAAGGUUUGGCAAAGGGCGAUUUGAAAAUGAACAAGUUGUGUGGAUAAAAGCUUGUCUUUGAGGAACCUUACAACAAUAUGGCUUGUGAUUAUGUUUUCAAAAUAAUCAUUGUUGGUGAUGCAGGAGUCGGGAAAUCUUGUUUGCUUCGUAGAUUUGCUGACCAGUCUUUUACAGAUAAUUAUAUCAACACGAUUGGGGUUGAUUUCAAAGUUCGGACUUUAGAACUAUUUGGAAAAACUGUAAAGCUGAAUAUAUGGGACAGUGCUGGACAGGAACGUUUUAGGACAAUCGUAAAUACUUAUUACAGAGGAGCUCAUGGCAUAAUUGUUGUUUACGAUACAACUGACCGUGAUUCGUUCGAGCAUCUGCCAAGUUGGCUGAGCGACGUGUCAGAACUGGCCGAGCCUAACUCCAAAAAAAUGCUCGUUGGCACUAAAAUCGAUCUCGAUUCAGUAGAACGUCAAGUACCGAAAGAUGUGGUCUCGAGAUAUGCUGAAUCUAUAAAUGUUCCAUUUGUCGAAACCAGCUCUAAAACAGGACACAAUGUUGAGCAAGCAUUUAACCAAAUGACCUCAUUGCUGUUGGAAGAUGUUAGCUCUGGUGACAUAUCUGUGGGCGAGCAAAAUGUGAUAAGAUUAGAUGGUGCUACUCAUGCUAUUGGAGAAAAGAAUACGAGACAAAAGAAAAAGAAAUGUUGCUAAAAGACCAAAAUUUAUAGGACAUGGGCUUUAAUUGUUCUAAAUUUUCUAAUUCCCUAUAAGAAUGUUGCUGCAAUUACUCAAUAAAGAAACUCAAUUACUAAUUUGAACUUCAAUAAAGAAAUACUAAAUGAAACAAUGAAAUGAUGGUUUCUGUCAUUUGUCAAAAAGUAAAACAAAAGAUAUGCUUUUAAAUGUGGCUAUAUUUGGUUUGUAAAAUGGCAUCAUAUGAGGGUCUUCUGAUCAGCGUUAUCCAGGGUGCAUUUCAUGCAGCAAUCCCCAAUGAUCUUUGGAGUGGAGUUACGUUAUUUGGCAUGGUAUCGGAAUGAGAUAAGCAUCUGUCAGCAUAUGGUGUAAACUGUAAUUUUGGUGAAAUGGCGGAUUGGUGCAGCCUUUUCUAUAUGUUGUUUGUGUAUACAUUAAGGGGUUGGAUUUGGUCAGCAUAAUAAUUGUCAUAAACCUUUUCUUGACAUACUGUUGAAGUGGGGUUUCCAUGGAAUGCACCAUGGAGUUUUGUAUGUAAUUUUUUGCAAAGAAAAUGUUUCUGCCAGGCUAGAUUCCAUAGCACACAUGAUAAGUAACUGUUUCUUUUGCUAAAAAGAGCAAUUUCGUAACGAAAUAAGAAACGUUUGAGUUUCCCUUUAGGAGAAUGUUUUGAAAUGUAGAGUUUGUUUUGCUCACAAGCUAAAACCAUGACAAAAGUGGGGAUAGAGUGAGCAAGAUUUUUGCCUUUUGAAAUCAUACAAUUUACCAUAUAUAUCAAAUAAACAUCAUGUUUUCACUAAGGAUUCAUCAUUUUUUAAACCAAACUGUUACACUAAUUUAGAAGCUAGAAUUUCAAAACUGGUCAUGCAGUCAUGACAAAUUAUUACAAUGAAAAAUGACAACAAUUUUUUUUGAGGUCCUUGCUUUAAUUAUGUUUGAUGUGUUCCAAUCAAAGAUGCCUGUUUACCCUAUGGAAGUGAAUAAACAAAAAUGUGAGAAAUGUAGCAUCUUUUUAUACAAAUUGUGUGCUUAAAAUGAUUUAAGUGGCUGCAUUUGAGAAGAUAAAGAAUUCUUUCUUUCACAGUAAAUGUUCAUCUUUCUCUCCAAAAAGAGGUAGCAUAUUAGAAAGCAGUAAAAAUAGUUAGGAUGUUUUGUGUACUAUCAAUAUUUUGUAGUUAAAAGAUUUAUUUUUCUUUUUAGUAGCCUGAAGCAUUUGUUCUAGCUUUUAGAAUUCAUGGAUUUCAUACUGUUUAUAUUCCUAUUGGGAUUUAUAAUUGAUAUAGGCUAUCGAAUAACAUUCUAAAUGCACUUGGUUUCCAUUGCUGACAUGAAUAAUCCCAAACUGGGAAUGAACCCUAAUUGCUUUACAUUUUUAUUUCCUCGUAAUUUACUUUUAUUUGAUUUUAAGUCCAGUUGAACAAAAUUUACAUCUUUAAUUUCGAGCAAUGUUUUACUCCAUGGUUUUAUGCCCUGAUCACAUUUAGUAUUUAAUCAUAAUUAGCACUGUUUAUGUCAAACAACGAGGCAGGAUAUUCCUCCACUUGUAAAAUGCUAAUGUUUUAUGUCAGUGUGUUGAGCAAAUCCAUGUCUGGCGUUUAUAACUGUGAUUUCCCCUUAGCCUUUUUGUAUAUACAUGAUUGUCACCAUGUAAUUAACAUUGAAUUUCAUAAUUUAUAUAAGGUACAUACAGAUUUUGGAA